Molecule: messenger RNA, 3207 nt
Organism: Penicillium griseofulvum
Lineage: Eukaryota; Fungi; Ascomycota; Eurotiomycetes; Eurotiales; Aspergillaceae
Product: phosphatase family protein
Exons: 1
Coding region: 1-3207 (1068 amino acids)
Biological process (GO): phosphatidylinositol dephosphorylation
Molecular function (GO): phosphatidylinositol-4,5-bisphosphate 5-phosphatase activity
Source: RefSeq, a predicted model, not a curated record
AUGAGCACCAAAUCACCAACUCCGUCCUCGUCUCCGACGGAGCAGAAGGGCCACGCGUCAGAAUACGCCCAAGAAAUGAAAAAUCCAGAACUCGACGUCUUGUCACUUUCACGUGCGGUCAGAGAAAGGAAAGCCGAGUACACCCGCCGGCGAUCUAUCCGAGUCAAGGUCGGCACGUGGAACGUAGCCGGCAUCUCCGGCACCGAGAAGGACGUUGGAAAGUGGUUUGUUCAAGGAGGCGGGGUGUGCGAGAGGUUCUCUGGGGCGAACUAUGCACAGGAUCCAGAACCUCAAUCGUCCAGCAAGCAUGACCAGCAGAAACCAGACGGCACCAAAAAAGGAACCUUUCACUACAGUUCCGAAGAGAUAGACCUCUACGUCUUAGGUUUGCAAGAAGUGGUCGAUAUAUCUUCCCCGACGGAAGCUCUGCGACCAUAUGUCGACCUGGCACCGUCCAAGCGGUGGAAGGAAGCAGUCCAAAACGCGCUACCCCAAGGAUAUCAGUUAGUCGCUGAAGUCCAACUGGUUGGCUUGUUGCUUCUGAUAUAUGCAUCGCCCGCAAUUGGAGCCAGCAUUUCUUCUGUCAGUAGUACCUCUGUUGGUACCGGGCUGAUGGGGUACAUGGGAAACAAGGGCGCCGUGGCAACGCGCCUUGUCCUGGGCGAAACGACCCGUUUAGUCUUUAUCAACUGUCAUCUCGCGGCAGGGUCCGACAAAGCCAGCUUGGAGCGACGCAACUGGGACUCUUCUCAAAUUGUCCAGCGUGCUAAGUUUGACCCAGUUUGGACCGAGACUGACGAGUCGGGCGAAUCGGGCGAAGCAAUUGGAAAUGAAGAUUUCACUUUCUGGUUUGGUGACCUCAACUACCGCCUUGAUGAUAUCUCUGGUGACGACGUGCGCCAAGUCCUCGCUCGGCAUACUGCCAAUGAGUACGACAAAGAGCGCCAUGCAAAGAAGUCAUCAAGCCAUUCCGAGGACUCUCCGACCGAUUCUGGCAACCCAUCGCCUUGUUCUUCUCCCCCCGAAGAAGAGUUGACGAAGGUAGCCACCGAACCUGUCAAUGACGAAGAGAUCGAUCCUCAUAAUGACCCAGCGUCUCUUCAAACUACAAUUUCCUCACUCCUCCCACACGAUCAACUUGGACUUCAACGGAGAAAAGGAGCAGCUUUUCACAAGGGUUGGCGGGAAGGCCACAUCACAUUCUUGCCGACGUACAAAUAUGAUGUCGGGAGUGUGGCCAUGUUUGAUACGAGCGAGAAGCAACGAGGUCCUAGCUGGUGUGAUCGGAUUCUCUUUCGCACUCGCCGGGAUAAGCUGAGACAUGAAAAGCUCGACGAGGAAGCGGAGGUGGCCCGAAAGAAGGACGAGGAGAUGAAGGCUAGCGGGCUGGACAAGGCUGUUGCCGAUGAUAAUAUCUUGUUUGAAUAUGACCCUGACGCAGACGGUGCAGACAGCGAGGAGUACAAAUCAGACGAAGAUCAAGCCGAUGAUGAUGCAGUCACAGUUGCGUCGUUGGACUCUUCCCACGAUCCAAUUCAUUUGGACCGUUACGUGGCAUAUCAAGGCAUCCUUUCGUCGGACCACAAGCCUCUGGGUGCGAUCUUUACCCUGAGUUUCGAUGCAGUCAAUCGCGAACUCAAAGCAAAAGUUCAUCAAGAAGUGGCCCGUGAAUUGGACAAGGCCGAGAACGAAGCUCGACCCGAUCUCACUGUUGUGGUGGAUAAAUAUGGCGACCAAAAGCAUUCAGAGAAAGAUCCUGACGCCAUCGAAUUCGGCGAUAUUGCCUUCGAUGUGCCAGCUCAGCGGUCGCUAACGAUUGCCAACACUAGCGGCACCGCAGCCACUUUUUCAUUUGCAGAGCGGCAUAAUGUGGACGACGAGACCAUUGCACAAGCACCAUCGUGGCUUGUUAUCCACGUCUCCAAGCCUGGAGAAACGGCCCAUGAAACUGGCCAGGCGAUGACUUCCUCGCCUGGGAACCAUACUCUGCUCCCUGGAGAAGUAGCAAAUGUCGAUGUCACAGCUUACGUGCGCAGCAUCGAGCUCGUCCGGUUGCUUAAUAUUGGAAAGGUCAAACUGGAAGACAUCCUGGUCCUUCAUGUCGAUGGCGGCCGCGACCACUUUGUCUCUGUUCACGGCCGUUGGCUACCCACCUGCUUCGGUUGCAGUAUCGACGAGUUGACUCGCAUGCCAGAAGCAGGUGCUCGUAGUUUGGCCGAAUCAGACACCCCUCAUCCAUCCAGCACGGAUGGUUCCGCGGAAAUUCGCAUGUCCGCACCCCGCGAGCUUUUCCGACUGACUGAGGCGAUCUCCGAGCUGACAGAGCGCGCUGUUGCGGAGUGGAGCAUGACAAAUGGCGAAUCCGAGGAGCACAAAGCCCCAUGGGCAACGGAUCUAUCCGGGGGAGCAUGGCCCUUCCAGCCUGAUACGUGGACUCUAAAGGACCCACAGGAGCGUGCUGUGCUGCAAACUUCCGCGCGUGAAGCCCUUGACACCAACAAGUCCCUUGGCUCAAUCUUUACCCCCGAAGUAUCCUCUCUCCACCGGCUAGAGGUCCUAUCUGAAACCCUCCUCACUUUCCUCAACGCUCUCCAAGACGGCAUUGUCACGGCGAAAGUAUGGCAAGACAUGGAGCAGCAAAUAAUCGCGCGCGAGAAGAGCAAAGCACCUCCUCGAAACUGGGAAGAAACCCAGGCCUGGGUGCUUGAGCACCUAUCAUACUCACCAGCACAUAGCGUAUCAUUCACGUUUGUCACUUUCAUGCUCGCCCGUAUCGCCAAUGAAGUGGCCCCAGUAACCUCCGCUGCCCCGAUGGUCCCAUUAACCAGACAAGGAAAGCGCGAACCCGAGGAGCCGGCAGAUAGGCAACCUGAAAUUACAGGCUCGGAUCAAGCUCAAUCUCCUACUCCAGCUUCCGCUAGUGCCUUCAUAACAAGCGGCAGUUUCCGCCGCAAGAACCGCUCUACGGACACAUCCACUAGCACCAGCCCUGAGCCGACGAGCCAGAACCCGUCGGUAGCACGCCGACAAGCAGUUGAGGCUGCUUUAGCAUCUAUAUUUUCACGCGUCCUUAUUUCUGCCUCUGCUCCACUGCCACCCAAGGAGAAAGACCGCCGUAUAACUGAAGAGCGAAGGCGAUCAAUCAUUGAGCCAUUCUUAAAAAUGGUUGCGGUGGAUGAUCGAGGCCCAUCUGGGGGUCGGUCUUGA